Messenger RNA from Branchiostoma floridae (Florida lancelet), 2732 nucleotides. Its product is annotated as very long-chain acyl-CoA synthetase-like. The transcript is spliced from 10 exons. The record is from RefSeq and is a predicted model, not a curated record. The coding region runs from base 202 to 2040 and encodes 612 amino acids. Gene Ontology annotation, molecular function: long-chain fatty acid-CoA ligase activity; long-chain fatty acid transmembrane transporter activity. NCBI's taxonomy places the organism in Eukaryota, Metazoa, Chordata, Leptocardii, Amphioxiformes, Branchiostomatidae.
GCAGCACCCCAAACAUGCAUAACUGAGACACUAACUGGGACACUAAGUAACAUAUAUGUCCACUUAUCAGAGCUACAAAGGUCACCAAAUGGGCAAAGUCCGAUGAUACCGGCUUCAUUCGUGGCCGGACACACCACCAGACACUUGGGUUGGUCGCCAAACAAUUCCUACGUCUGAAAAUUUCAGGUGAAUCCAGACGAAAUGUCCCGGGACGAGGAGACAGGGUCGGCGGGGGACGAGGCCGCUGCGGCCGCCGCCGACCUGCGGGACGGCCCGCUGAUUGAGCAGGAGUUAACCAGGACAGCGGUGUUCAGAAAGGUCCUGCAGGCCGGCGGCUCGGUGGUAACGGAGUUCGCGGGCGCGGUGAGGAGGCACCCCGACAAGCCCUUCCUCCUGUUCGGUACCGAGGCCCACACGUACGGGGAGGUGGACGCCAUGGCCAACAGGGUCGCCAACCUCUUCCACGGCAAGGGGUACCAGAAGGGGGACACAGUUGCCCUGCUGAUCUACAACGAGCCUGCCUUCAUCUGGACGUUCCUGGGUCUGGCGAGAGUCGGGGUGAAGAUGGCGCUUCUCAACACCAACCUGCGGGGACAGGCUCUACUGCACUGCUUUAGGGUCGCUGGGGCAACAGGACUCAUCGUGGGGCAAGGACAACCACUGCUGGACGCCACCUUGGAGGUCCUGCUGGAACUGCAGGCGGAAGGUGCUACCAUCUGGCUGCAGGGUUCUGCUCACCCCCCUGCCGGGCUGUCUGCCUGGGAUGGACCGGUCCAGCGAGAAUCUGACCAACCACUGCCAGUCCAGGUCACCAUCACUCCCGCAGACACUCUCUGCUACUUUUACACUUCAGGAACCACUGGUCUCCCGAAGGCAGCCAUUAUUCUCCAUGCGAAGUUUACCGCAGUGAGCAACACACUUGUCCACUAUUCGGAUGUCAAGUCAGACGACGUCUUCUACAUCACCUUGCCUCUGUACCACACUAGCGGUCUCACGCUCGGGCUGGGGACAGCCAUAACUAUAGGUGCGACAGUAGCGUUGAGGCAAAAGUUUUCUGUACGCCAUUUUUGGGACGACUGCAGACGUUACAAGGCGACGAUGAUUCUCUACAUCGGAGAGCUGCUGCGGUAUCUAUGUACUGCACCUGAGCGCCCAGACGAUAAGGACCACCACGUCCGCCUGGCAUUUGGGAACGGUCUCCGCCCGGACAUCUGGAAGCAGUUCCAGGACCGGUUUGGGAUUCCGCAGAUUGGAGAGUUCUACGGGAUGACAGAGGGCACGAUGGCACUCAUCAACCUUCACAACAAGGUCGGUGCAGUCGGGGUGGCCUCCCCGCGAUACAGGAAACAUAAACCCUUUAGUCUGAUCGAGUGUGACAUCGACACGGGGGAGCCAAUCAGACGAAAGGAUGGGAGGUGUACAGAGGUCAAAUUAGGAAAGCCUGGCCUUCUUGUGAAUAAACUAGCUGAAGGUCUUCCCUUUAUGGGAUACCUGGGGAAGCGAGAACUCACCGAGAAGAAGAUCUUACGCAACAUCUUCGAGGAAGGGGACAUGUACCUGAACUCAGGUGACCUCAUGAUGAUUGACAAGGAGUACUUCAUCUACUUUGCGGAUCGGCUAGGGGACACCUUCAGAUGGAAGGGUGAGAAUGUAGCGACCACUGAAGUUGCCCAGGUUCUCAGUAAGAUGGAAGGGGUGCAGGAGGUCAACGUGUACGGCGUCAAGGUGCCAGGUCAGGACGGUCGUGCAGGCAUGGCCUCCAUCAUCCCCCUCCCCGGACAGAAGCCGGACUUCAGGCGCUGGUACAGGUACAUCUCGGCGAAGCUCCCGACCUACGCACAGCCUCUCUUCCUCCGGCUCACGCGGGAGAUACAGGUCACGGGAACCUUCAAGCACCAGAAGGCGACUCUCGUGAAGGAAGGGUUUGACCCCAGGAGGGUCGCCGAUCCGCUGUUCGUGAUCGACAACGGCAGGAAAACCUACGUUCCGCUAGACGAGACGGUCUACAGGAGGAUUGUGGUUGGGCACGCCCGUCUGUAGUUAGAUUUCGUAUGUUCGUGAUCGACAACGGCAGGAAAGCCUACGUUCUGUUAAAUGAGACGGUCUACAGAAGGAUUUGAUUGGGCACGCUCGUCUGUAGUUCCACAUUUAUUACGUAAAGCACUUCUGACCACACAUAUUUAUGAUUUUCAACCUCGCCACUAAAUGAUAUGAAGUAUUUGAGCACAGAUCAAUUAAAUUACCUUAUUAGCGGCCCCAAACUCAUCAUGUUGCUACAUUCUAUUUCACUAAACAUCAAGUUGCCAUUAUAAUCCAUCACAAAACUCUUACUGUAGCUUCAAUAUUUUUUACAGUACAAUGUAGCUUUGUGACCACUGAAUAAUUACAAUUAAUGACUUUCUGACCACUCAUGUUUAUGUUGUUAAAAUGCAAACAAUUUAAACACUACAUUGUAUACCGUUAUGACCUUAGUAUCUCACACAGAUUGUUAAUUGAUCGUAGUAUAUCCAUGACCAGUAUUCAAUUGUAUAUUGUAGCAAAAGAUAUAGUUGAUGUAAAGACAACUACAUGUAGUUUGAUAUUUGAAGUAAAAUGUAAUGAGCAGUAUAUACUCUGUAACAAUAUACUGCUAAGUAGUAGUAUAUUAUGUAAUAUCUUUUACACAGGCUGUUUAUGGUUCAAAUUGUAGUUAAGAGAUGUAAAUAAUGAGAGUAAACUACAAGAUUUCAUAC